AAAUCCCAGCGCAUGCAGCGCCGAUAAGCAAUAAAUACUCCUUUAAUAAUUUCUCGUGUCAUCUUUAUAUCGAAAAAGAUCGAUCAAACGAGUAGGAGAAGGCAAAGAUUUCGCGGCGAGACAGAGAGGAAGGAAGAAGGAAAGGCAGUAAACAUGGGGAGAUCUUCCACGAUCUCGUGCUUCAAUGUUAUGAUCUGCAGCGGCGAUUCAGCGAGCGACGGCGAUCCCGCAUCGGUGGAGAACAAAGCAUCAUUAGAUAAAGGGAGGUGGAGUUUCCGGAAGAGAUCCUCUAGACAUCUAGUGCAAAGCAAUUCUGUGAUCUCAGAACCCAGUCUUAACACGAAAAUAGCAGAAACCAUGACCAAUGACUUUCAUUCUGAAAAGGAAUCAACUGUUCCAGAAAACCCAACAAUACUAGGGGAGACAAAUGAAAAAUUCCCAUUAUCGGUUGCAGUUGAUUCAGAAGUAGCUGAUACAGUAGUUUCAUCUGUUCCAGAAAGCCCCCCCAGGCUAGAACAUACAAAUGAAACACCUCCAUCACCAGAUGUAAUUGAUUUAGAAGUUUCUGAUUCACUGCCUGCUGCUGAAGUUAGAACCGCCAUUGAUAAUAAUUUCCAGGAAGAUGCUGUUAUUGUCAUCCAGGCUGCAAUCAGGGGAUACUUGGCUCAAAAAGAACUUGAAAAAUGGAAGAAUGUUGUCAAGUUGCAAGCUGCUGUACGUGGUCAUCUUGUCAGGAGACAAGCUGUGGGAACUUUGCGAUGCGUACAAGCCAUCAUCAAAAUGCAAGCACUUGCACAGGCACGCCAUGUACAUCAACUAGAGGAGAAGUUUGCUGCAGAAGGGAAGCUUGAUGAGAAACUCCAGGUUAAUGGUGGCAUGAAAUCAGAUAUAGCAUAUACUUCAAUUGAUAAAUUGCUUUCCAAUGCUUUCGCUCGUCUGCUUUUGGAGUCGAGGCCUAGGAUCAAACCCAUUCAUGUGAGUUGUGAGACUCUGAGUUCUGAUUCAGCAUGGACAUGGUUGGAGAGGUGGAUGACUGUGAUGUCUUCAGAAAUAGGGCAGCAGCAGGAGUUUAAUUUAGAUAAAGAUUAUCAGGGACAGAAGCCAAAGACUAACCUUGCCGCUUCUGAAAUAGUAAAUGUGGUUCCUGAUUCUGUUGCCUCUAUAUCAUCAGAUUCAAAGUCAUCUCCCUGUGAAUCAGCAAACCCAAUGGAAGGUGUAGGGGAUUUAAUAAAGAAAAAUUCUGGUGAAUAUGAAAUUCAUAUUUCUGUAUCUAUUCCUCAUCAAAGCAACAGCUCUGUAGCAAUAGAUGACCAAGAGCAGUCUCCUUAUGAGAGUGAGACAUCAGGCAUGAUAGAAGAGAAUAGUGAAUCAGCAGCCCCAAUUGAAGGUGAAGUAGAUUUAAUAUGUGAAAAUUCUGCUGAAUAUCAAAAAAAUGUUCCUAUAUCAAUUCCAAAUCACGAAAUGAGUUCUGUAGUGAAAAAUGGCCAAGAGCAGUUCCAGUUCGAGGGUGAGACUUCAGGCGAGAUAGAAGAGAAUACGAAAAUUGGGAGAGUUGAGGAGACACUUGAUUCUAUCGCGAGUCAAGUACCAGUGAAAUCAGAUGCAACUUCACUGUCCUUACUUGGUAAUAAUUCUGCCAAGCCUGGAUUUGACAUGGAAAACCUGAAGUGUACUAUUGAAAGGGCAACUUGUGAAUCACCGGAUACCGAAGGAAAAAAGUGUGCAUUAAGGUCAAGAAGGGCAUCAAGUCCGGCAUUUGCUUCUGUACAAUCAAAAUUUGAGGAACUAAGCGCAGUUUCUAGUGUGAGUAGGUCUGUCACUUCUGUUAAUCGUGGUUCUGGAGUUCAGUCUAAACUAGUUCAUCCUAAAGUUGAUUCUUUGAUGAAGACUAAGGAGCUUAGCAUGAUGGAGAACUCAAUAUCUCACUGUCAAGUUAAGAAUUCUGCUUUAGAAUGUGGCACUGAGAUAUCUGUCUCUUCUCCAUUUGACUUGCUAGAAGGAGCUGAAGUUGAUGGCAAGGGUAAUAUACUUGCAAUUGGAGCUGUUGAUGAAGGAAACCAUAAUUUGACUGAUGGUGCUGAUAGUGCAUUAAAUCAUGAAAAUAUCAAUUCUGAAACAAAAUUCCAUCAUUCUGAGUCAGAUGUGCUACAGCCACAAGAACUUAAGGGAAGUGACAACAAUUUGUCCGGUACUGUUAAUGCAGUUGAUUCAGUGCAGGAGCAUCAACUGCCAGCAGAGUCAGCAACAUCAAGUGUUCAGAUUCAAGUUCAAAAUCUAAAACAUACACAAGUUUGUAGUUCAUCCCCAGAGGUUUCUUCCAGAAGCCAUGCAACUGAUUCAGAUCAACACAAGACACCAUCAAGACAGAUCUCAGCAAAAACUAGAACAGCCAAGGCAGGAAACAACAUCCACGCUCAAAAGCAGAGAUCUCAAUUGGCAUGCAAGAACUCACCAUCAAUUCAAAAGAAUGACUCAGGUACAAGAAAAAGCACGGAAUAUCUGCCAAAGGAUGCAAAGAAUGCCAAAGGACACAACACAUUUGGGAUGGCUAAACCUGAUAACAUUGAUCAUGAGUCCAGGGACAGCAGCAGCAUUUCCCUUCCAAGAUAUAUGCAAGCCACUGAAUCUGCAAGGGCUAAGUUUCAUGAUAGUGUUUCUCUGAAAUCAAGCUCAGAUGUCCGAGACAAAGAUGACCACAUGAAGAAGAGACACUCCCUUCCUACUGGGGAUGUGAAGGACUCAUCCCCCCCAGAUGCAGAUGUCAACACCGCAAACACAACAAAAUCUGAAGAGGAACAGCACCCAUUCUCCUCAGGAGUCUGCUGAGAGGAGAUGGCAGAAAUGAUGAGGCUUUGUGAGUACUUUACGACAUGAUCAACCCAUCACCCAUAGAAGACUUGGAGCAAGGUUGUUGAUGGCUGUUUGAGAGUCAUGAUUUUUUGCUCUUCGAGGUGCGGCUUAUGAUGAUGAUGAUGAUGACAGUGUGGCUUAUGCCUGCAGUAUGUGGCAUCACAGAGGAUUACUGAAAAGUCAUGAUUUGUUCAUAUACAUUAACAUUGUGUGAGAGCUUUUGCUCGUAUAUUCAAAUGUUGGCCUUGUUUGGUGUUCGUGUGAGAUAUAAAGAUGGUGUUUGAGAACACUCGAUUCUAUUACUAAUAUAUGAACCUGUGAUGUAAUUUUUCAACAGAGUAUGAAAGUUCUGGGUUUAACAUAUGACAGACAUCUUUCUCCAUUUGCUCUUGUUAUCACGAAGGCAGCUACUGGCUGGGCUCAUGUAAAGGCAACUCUACUUGAUGCGUGAAUCAGAUUUCGGAUCAA
This is a messenger RNA of Phoenix dactylifera (date palm), 3318 nucleotides long. RefSeq lists its product as uncharacterized. The record is from RefSeq and is a predicted model, not a curated record. Lineage: Eukaryota; Viridiplantae; Streptophyta; Magnoliopsida; Arecales; Arecaceae. Gene Ontology annotation, molecular function: protein binding.